AUGGAUUAAAAAUCAAAUGAAAUGGAAAUGGCUAUGGUGCAUCUUGCCAAACCAGAAAUCAAUGACUAAACUGAAGAAUACAAAGUAUACAAAAGAAGAUAUAUAAUGGCAUCAUUUUUUGCAUUCUCCACUGUAUUUCAAUCUCUAAAUUUCAAGAUCUGUUCAUCAAUGAUGUUUUCAACUUGCAAUCCAAUCGCAUCAGUUCUGUCAGCCAUUUACGAAAUACCAACCUUCAUCAUCUCAUUAGCAGCCAAUGGAUUUCUACUAAUGCAUCCUCUCCUGACUUUUAAACAUUUAUUGUCAAUCAAACAGAUAUUUCAGUAAGUCUCAAAAUUGGAUGUUCUUUAACAUUGCUAGGCGCAUUGGUUAGAACUGCUACCGUUAUCACAGAGAGGUUGCAUACUUUCACUAAAAUAUAGAUUUUAUACUGUUAUUUUGGGGUCUCUUGUCGCUGGUAUGGGAAGACCCUUCAUUAUCAAUAUUCAGGCCAACGUUGCCAAAGAAUGGUUCAAACCAGAAGAUAAAACUACUGUUAUGAUUGCGUUCUCAUUCAUUAUAACUUGUUCAAGUGUAUUUGGUGUUAUAAUACCUGGCCAAAUAUUCAAAGGCUAUAACUAUGAAACAGAUCCGGAUGAUGGCAAAUUGUUAACUGGUUAAUUGAUGGUGAUUGAAUUAGAAAUCUUUAGUGCUAUUUUAAUUCCUGCCAUUCUUUUCUUCAGACCUAGUCCUCCCACUCCACCUGGUCCCAUCAAUAAAUCUAGAGAUGAAUUUACUUAUCUCUAGUCUUUGAAAAUGACAGCAAAUAAUAAAAAUUUUGUAACUUUUAAAUUUAUCAACCUUAUUAGAUCCUACUAUUCGUCUGUUACAGUCUAUUGA
Messenger RNA from Paramecium tetraurelia, 876 nucleotides. RefSeq lists its product as uncharacterized. The transcript has 3 exons. The record is from RefSeq and is a predicted model, not a curated record. Gene Ontology annotation, cellular component: membrane. Lineage: Eukaryota; Ciliophora; Oligohymenophorea; Peniculida; Parameciidae.